This is a messenger RNA of Melopsittacus undulatus (budgerigar), 2821 nucleotides long. It is a transcript of the gene N4BP2L1, whose product is annotated as NEDD4 binding protein 2 like 1. The coding region runs from base 229 to 990 and encodes 253 amino acids. The record is from RefSeq and is a predicted model, not a curated record. The transcript has 6 exons. NCBI's taxonomy places the organism in Eukaryota, Metazoa, Chordata, Aves, Psittaciformes, Psittaculidae.
GAAGGUCUUGGGAUCUUGGGCUUAAUCCCAGGUCUCCCUCCACCGAGGGACGCGGGUUUCCCCCACCACCCCGUCAGUGGACGCCACAAGCCGCGCCGGGGGCCGGGGGAAUGAUCACCGGAGCCAGGCUCUGGAGCGGCUGCCCGGGCUCCCUCCUGCUCUCCGCUUCUGCCGGCCGGGCCGGGCCGGGCCCGGCUUCUCCCGCCCCGUUCUCUGCCGGGGCCGGGGAUGGAUGAGCGGCUGCUGCAGGCCCUGGGGGGGCUCAGCCUGCAGCCCCGGCGGGGCCGGUUCGCCGGGCGCUUGGUGCUGCUGCGGGGGCUGCCGGGCUCCGGGAAGAGCACCUUGGCCAGACAACUGAAACGUGACUAUCCCGGUGCUGUAGUUCUUAGUACUGAUGACUUCUUUAUUGAAAAUGGUGUAUAUGUGUUUGAGCCUGACUUCCUAGAGGAUGCACACAAAUGGAACCAAAAGAGAGCACGCAAAGCAAUGAAGAAUGGGAAAAGCCCGGUUAUUAUUGAUAAUACCAACAUCCAUGCUUGGGAAAUGAAGCCGUAUGUGAUAAUGGCACGUGAAAAUGGAUAUGAAGUUGUAUUCCAAGAACCAGAUACACCCUGGAAGUUCAAUGUUCAAGAACUGACAAGAAGAAAUACUCAUCACGUCCCUCGACAAAAGAUACAACAGAUGAAGGAACAAUACGAGCACAAUGUUACAUUCCACAGUGUUCUUCAGUCUGAAAAACCACGCCGAGAUGAAAGAAGGUCCCAUGAACCAAAUGCAGCUUACAGCAUGGGUGCCCAUUCCUGCCCACCUCCAGCCCUCUCAAACAGGAGGCCUCACGUGGCGCAUACAAGCAAUAAGCCUUUAAACCGAAGAGGUGGAUUCCCUGGACAUGUGGCCAAGUCCUUCUCCAUGCAGUUGUCAUUUCCAGACAUUUUAAUACUUUCUGUCUGGCUGGAUAACAUUUUGUAUCUUCCUAUUCACCUUGCCUAGAGCAUUACUGCAACUUUAAUAAGAGAUGCAAAAUGAAUGAUGGAAAAGGCAGCUCUAACAGAUUGUAACAAGAUCUGAUGUUCCCUGUUCCCAUCUCUGCUGUUUGGAUACAUGCUGGUCUUUCUUACCUCAGCCCUAGUGCAGCCAAACAGCUUUACCAGCCUGGAGAUGAAACUUUUAACAUACCAAACUGAGCCCUUUACCUUGCCAUAGGAUUUCACCUAGUCCUGAAGACAUAGGAGUUCACCUGGUCCUGAGACAAGUCCAUAUAGAGGGGCUUCUGAAAGGAAACAUUAGUAUUAGGCCAUUGCGUGUUAGCUUCUAAGUAGGAACAGAGCUACAGGAGCAGAUCCAAGUAGCUGAAGCACAAGUCUACCAAAUACCCAAACUAACUCAGAAGUACAACAAAAUUACUUAUGAAAGGGGAAAGAAAUCAAUUCUUUGUUCUGCUGAGUGCUGAGAAGCCACUGACUGAUAGAUGGGUGAGAAGCUAUCAUGCAGGGAUUUUAUCCAUAGUUAAAUUCUGCUGAUUAUGCCCUCAUCAAGACGCCCCAUGGAACAUUUUUGAAAUGCAGCAUUUGUGAUGGCAAUUAUUUUUAAGUGUGUGUGUAUUAUUAAGCAGUGCUUAUAGAACAGGGCAGCAGUGAGUUAUUUUGCAGUAGGAUAUGCAGACAGCUCACAUUGGCUGUUAAGAAAUAUAGGUAGAGCUGCUAUUCAUCUAGCAAUUCAGCCAAGAAGUGUAAAGGUAUAAAGAAAUCUACUGUUUCAGGGCAAAAGCCAAGCUCUCUUCAGGACAGAGUAGAUGUAUGAAAUGAAUUGCAUUUUCUACUCAAGCUGCAUUUAAAGAAGUAAUAUCAACACUGUAAACUAAUUGUGACCUAGGGGUCUAGGGAACCUGGCUCUGCCAUGUUGCACAAAGGUUUACAGAACUACCAUCAAGCUUGUGUCAAUUCUCCAGUCCUGCUACAAUGUCCAGCGUGGCAAGGGGAGCCAUUCCCAGCUUGGCACUUGAGCCAAGUAAGCCGCACAGGAUCCUUGAAAGGUUGUUGAGUAGGAGCUGCGGAUGGCCUGGAUCUGAAACAUCCUCCCGCCUUUGACUUGUGUGUGGUGGGAAAUAGCAGGCAAAGGGCAGGCUGACAAUAAACUAAAAUGUGGAGUUGGCAGCCAGUCUAGCAGGACUGUUUCCCUCUCCAGUGGAGAAACUCCAGUUUUGAUAAGGUUAAAUUAAUGAGAACAAAGUAAUGAAUUCAAGUACUGACUCACUCCCAGCAGAAGUGAUGAAAUUAAACAUCUGAUUAUCUUCCAUGAUACUGUGGCCUUGAGUGCUUCCUUAAGGAGUAGCUCCUUGGAAAUGCUGACCAAAGAUCUAUUAUUAAUAACUUUGGCAUUUUGCUAUGAAUCAAAUAAUAGCUGUCCUCUAAACCUAUUUUAGCACCAUAUGGAAAGUUCCAAGGGAAAAGUACACGAACUGUCACAAUUACAGAGCUGUAUUUCAGAAUUAAAGUGUAAUGUUUGGUAACAAUGAACCUAAGAGAAUUGUUAUGCCCUGUGCCACUUCUGACAGCCAAAGAACUAUUGUAAUGAAAGUGACUGCUUUAGACUGAAACAAAGAUCCUGCUGUAAUUUAAGAAUCAAAGCAAUGGCUUCAAAAAUGUCAUCAGACCUUCAGCCACGCUGAUGUUAUUGUACAAUACAUGUUUGUGUGAGAAAUGUAAAAUUACUCAAAUCCAAAUUAUUUUGCAGAUGAAAUGUCAUUUUUAUAAUACAGCUUUAUUAAAUACAAUCAGGAUUUAAGGCACAAAGUGUAAAAAUAAACUGAAUUUGAAAUAUA